This is a messenger RNA of Dissoconium aciculare CBS 342.82, 1356 nucleotides long. RefSeq lists its product as uncharacterized. Gene Ontology annotation, molecular function: RNA binding. The coding region runs from base 66 to 986 and encodes 306 amino acids. The transcript has 5 exons. The record is from RefSeq and is a predicted model, not a curated record. Gene Ontology annotation, biological process: tRNA modification. Lineage: Eukaryota; Fungi; Ascomycota; Dothideomycetes; Mycosphaerellales; Dissoconiaceae.
AUUGGACAACCCGAAAUUCUUUCCAGGAUACGAAUUAUUAAGACAAUAUCACAAGCUUUACCUUCAUGGACUCGUCUACUAAGAGAAAGGCGGACGGCAAAGCGAGUGGAGAUGGAAAUCGCAGCAAGACGAAAAAGCCAUGGCGAACAAACCCAAGCCACCAGUCGCGCCAGAUCUCUGCCGGUGACAGUGGAAUCUGGGUGACAUGCAACAAAGGCAAAGAAGGGAAAUGCACUUGGGAGAUUCGAGACCUAUUCAAUGAUUAUGCCGAGCAACUCUAUCCAGCGGCAUUCGACAAGACCCAGGAUGGAGAUGACGCAGCCGAAGGAAAUGAACUUGGCGACAUCGAAAGCGAAAUUAAUGCCGAAAUCAGUGACAUGCAGAAAAGCAAAAGCAGCGCGGCCCAGCUGUUCACUGCGGUGAAGCUCGAUAUGCCAUGCGUGCUUUUCAUGAGGACUAUUUCCCCAGUGGACCCGGUAGGACUUGUCAACAAGAUCUGUGACGAUGCCUUGGCGAACCCAAGCCUCAAGCGAACUCGCUUCGCGAAACGCCUCUCGCCCAUGACGCUCAUGGGCCGCGCGUCUGUGGAAGGACUGGAGAAGGUCGCGAAAGAAGUUCUCGAACCGCAUUUCCAUCAAACACCAUUCCAGAAGCGGAAGUUUGCGAUCCGUCCGACACUGCGGAAUCACAAUAUCCUGAGCCGUGACAGCAUCAUCAAGCAAGUGGCGUCGAUUGUGGGACCAGGACAUACUGUGGACCUCAAGAAUUAUGACUUGCUUAUCAUCGUCGAGGUGUAUCAGCACGUAUGUGGGGUGAGUGUCGUAGACGCGAAUUUCGAGAAACUAAAGCGGUACAACAUUGCCGAAAUUUUCGAGCCCACACCGAAAGAGGCCAUUCCAGCUACCAAAGCGGACGACAACCGAGCGGAUGCUGCGGAUGAAGUAACCGAAAGCACAGAAGCCUCCACGGCUGCAGGACCUUCAUGAUGGGAGAUGUGUCUGGUUGGAGAAGCUACGGUAGACCUCUCCGCCAAUAACGACGCCGUCUCCAUGCAUCAUCAUUGCCAGAGACAGAAGGAUGCACUAGGCCCGAUCCCUCGCCACGUGGUGGUAGCCCCAGUAGAGAUCGGGGAGAAUGAAUGCAACUGCGAAUUCGGAAGAACGGGUGACAUGACCGUCUGUGGAUUGGAAACUGCGAGCCUCGGAAUGCCCCUUCGUGAGGUCGGGUGUUGGCGAGCACUAGACGUCAAGCGGCCGUUGUUAGUGAGAAUGGCCCCUGGGCGGCUGAGGUCCAGCCAGAACGCCUCUCGGAAGGAGUAGACACCAGUGAAGAUGCUGGGCCGCCUAUGAUGCAGUG